Messenger RNA from Daldinia vernicosa, 816 nucleotides. RefSeq lists its product as uncharacterized. NCBI's taxonomy places the organism in Eukaryota, Fungi, Ascomycota, Sordariomycetes, Xylariales, Hypoxylaceae. The transcript has a single exon. Bases 46 to 285 code for a protein of 79 amino acids. The record is from RefSeq and is a predicted model, not a curated record.
UCUUAUUUUCACCUUAUCCAACCUGAGCGACACGAGUCUUCCUUCAUGACAGUUUCGUGGCAUAUAGUUUCAACAUGUCUCAGACAUUGGCGAUUGCAACUGCUUUUUUCUGCGGCUACUUUUGCGUCCCGAUGCCUUGACAUUUUGAACACAUACGCCUCGUUCGCAGAUAGCGCAAUCAAUUUCGUUCGCCUUGGUAUGUGUUCGUCGAAGAAUACCACUGCUUGCACCGGGUCCUCUCAGCCCCUGUCUCGAGGCUGUAAAAAUCAGCCAUGGGCAGGAUGAGUGGACUCGGAUCUAGUCAUUCACGGAGUGCUCUCUAUUAUGAAACGGCGGUAUCAAGAUAAUUCGUCGUUCUGUACGCUUAUGCAACUAAGGUCCUUCUUCGCAGGCUUGACGGAAUACGAAGGACUAUAUAAUCCCCGCCUCGAUUCCCGGCUAUCUGCCUCGGAUGAUGAUAGUUAUGACUUUAGUUGGUCGGUACAUUUUCCGAAUACAAAUAAGCUCAUGGCAUAAUGAAAGCUAUGGAAAUUUAACUAAAUCGCUCCGCUAUUAUCCCGGCCUACAUCAUUGCAACAAUCCAUCGUCAGGUGUAUUCGAUUUUGAUAGUAGCGGAACGGCGUUCUGCUUGGACUUGCCUUGGUGACGUUCGUUUAGCCUUUAGAAGCAUUAAGUUGGCUUCAUAAGCGCUCAGGUUUUCUUUAGUCAAUUUAUCAAAUUUCAAAGUAUAUAUUUGAGGGACCGUGAUAUGAUUGAUAUUCUCGGUUUUGGCCAUUAUCUAGUUGUCCAUCGUAGCACAAAGUCUUGAUAACCCGU